Molecule: messenger RNA, 1115 nt
Organism: Silurus meridionalis
Lineage: Eukaryota; Metazoa; Chordata; Actinopteri; Siluriformes; Siluridae
Gene: abraa
Product: actin binding Rho activating protein a
Exons: 2
Coding region: 58-1038 (326 amino acids)
Biological process (GO): positive regulation of transcription by RNA polymerase II; positive regulation of Rho protein signal transduction
Cellular component (GO): sarcomere
Molecular function (GO): actin binding
Source: RefSeq, a predicted model, not a curated record
CACAGAGGCUUAAACUUUAAUACUCUGGUGAACACCAACCUCAGCAGUGAAUUAAUAAUGAGUUUAAUGACUACUCAGGACUGUCAAUCUUUCAGCAGGCAUGUAAGGAAGAUCAAGGUAGCUAGCACCAAUCUGUCCAAGGGGAAAGGAAAACAAGACACCAUUCCUUCAAGCUGGUUGCUAGACUCCUUUGUUCCAGAAGAAAAAAUGAAGGAAACAGCGAGGAGCAAGAUACUGGUCACACCUUGUGAUUUCACAGUCGAUAAUCGAGUGAGGGAGGACUGUAAGAUUAAGAAUGGCAUUGUGGAAAAAGACAUGACAAAAGACUGCAAGGAAAACAAUCAUCUGGUGAGCUGCACCCAAAAGGAAAUCAAAAUCCAUCAGGCUGCCCCAGGAGAGAAAAUAAUCAUCCAAGGCAAUAAUUCUCUCAACAGAAAACACCACUAUGGUGGGAAGACAGUUGGACAGAAAGAAGAACAAAAAAUGUGGUCAUGUAGCAGCAGCUUAAAUGCAGACGAUAGUGGCCUAGAAGAAGAUGCAGCUCAAAGUGACAGCGAUCAAACUGAAGUAAAAAAGAACAAGCCUAUUAACAGGCCAAAGAUUAAGGUGACCACAAUUGGGGACCUGAGGAACAAGUGGCAGAAAUUUGCAGAAGACCAUGUGGAGGCUCAAAAACUCAACCCUUUCAGUGAGGACUUUGAUUUUAAUCAUGCCAUGGUGGUGAGACUCCAUAAGGGAGAAUUGGGAUACGGACACCCUAAAGAGGGCUCCAAAACAGCCGAGCGAGCUGAACGUGCCAAGAAGCAAAUCCACCGGGAAAUGGAUGAGAUGUGCCAUAUAAUCCGCAUUAUGGGACAGAAGAACAAGAAUGGGCAUAUCUGUGUCACUUUUGGUCGACUCUUUAACCACUAUGCCAAGAUCUCUGAUAAGGUAGUGGGAAUUUUGCUUCGUUGCCGAAAACAUAAGAUGGUGGACUUUGAGGGUGAGAUGCUAUGGCAGGGACAGGAUGAUAAUGUUCAAAUAAGACUGCUGGUGUAAAUGAUUAUGGAAUGCUUAAUGGUCAGGUUUUGUUUAUGUAUGUUUGUAUGUUUGUAUGUAUGUAUGUAUGUAUGUAU